AUGAAUACUUUUUCUUUUUUAAUUCUUCUUUCUCUAUGCACUUAUAUGGCAUUCGCAAGCUUUGCUUGUGGUAAUGACCAACUUCAACAAGGCUUUGCUGAAUCUAUUGUAAAGAACGAUUGCAAAGGAAGACUCGGAAAUGUUAAUGCUUGCUGUUCGAGACAUACUCGCUGCUACGAGAAAGGAGUAGAACAGAAGACUUGCGAUGAUAAUUUCUGUAAAUGCGCUGAAAAGGCAGCUAAGAAGCUUCCAGGAUGUUCUCUGCACAUGACUAACUUCUGCGUAACUGCCCGUACCUUCGGAGGAUUAAACUACCUUUCAGCUAAAGCUAAGAGAGAUCAGAAAAAACCAAAAGUUCUCUAA
Messenger RNA from Auanema sp. JU1783, 363 nucleotides. NCBI's taxonomy places the organism in Eukaryota, Metazoa, Nematoda, Chromadorea, Rhabditida, Rhabditidae. The record is from the annotation of a GenBank genome assembly.